AGCAAACGGUCUAAGCGCGGGGAAGGUAGCACAAAGCUCAGCCCCCGGGUCCCGCCGAGCUAGUCCCAAGUUAGAGUGAUAGCCAGAAACGCCAAUCAGGUUCCACUGCGGGAGCCAAUCAGUUCCUUAGGCGCAAAGCCGGGGCGGAAGUCCAGCGGCCUGGCCAGUAGCAGCCGCCGUACGGCGGAAGUAUAAACGCGGCUUCCCGGGAAGAUGGCAGCUCUAGUGGAACCCAAGUUGACGGAUAGGCGCUUCGACUAGAAGGUGAGCCUCGCAGCAGGUAGGUCUGCUCCAGCCGGAAGCGCGAAGGAGAACGGGCCUGAGCUCAGAGCGCGAAACUCCGAUCCCGUCCCCUGCGCGCUGCCCUCGGAUGUCCCACCGCCCAGAGCCUGCAUGCGCCGUAGGGCGCUCCAGGACCAGGAGCUCGAGGGUCCAGCGGCUCCUGGGCGGGGGUCCCGGAGCCCCCCUGCUCCCUCGGCACCUGUUGUCCCGGUGCUCGUCUUUCCCCCGGAUCUAGUGUUCAGGGCGGACCAGCGGAGCGGACACCGGCAGCUGCUCACCCUCUAUAACCCCACGGGAGCUGCGCUUCGCUUCCGAGUCCUGUGCACGGCACCUGCUAAGUACACGGUGUUUGACGCCGAGGGCUACGUGAAGGCGCAGUCCUGCAUCGACAUCGUCAUCCGUCACGUGGCCCCCAUCCCCAGCCACUAUGAUGUCCAGGACCGCUUCCGAAUUGAACUGUCUGAGGAGGGCGCUGAGGGCCGCCUGGUGGGGCGCAAGGACAUCACCUCGGUCCUGCGGGCCCCCGCCCACCCCCUUGAGCUUCAGGGACAGGCUGACCCAGCGCCCCAGCCAGGACCUUCUUCCUGGACAGCGUCCCCCGCCAGCACGGUCAGGCGCCUCCCGGAGACUCCCCCUCGUCCCCCUCCGCAACUGGCCACCAGCUCCUUCCUCCUGCUGCUGCUGACCGGCACCAUCUCCGUGACCUUCCUGCUGCUGCCGCUCCAGGACGAAGUGGGCAGCCCGCUGCCCCGCAUCCUGCACGUGACGCUGGGGCAGAAGCUGGCGGCCGCCUAUGUCUUGGGCCUUCUGACCAUGGUGUUCCUGCGCAGCUGAGUGUCCCCUCGCCUCCGCCCCUUCCCACGGCCGCCCGGGACGCGAGAGCACUGUGGGCUGAGGGAGCACUGUGAUGUCCGGCCCCCCCUCGGCACCGACCUCCUUCCCCUUUCCGCCCUUCCCCCCACGCCCAGGGAUUUGUAUUUAUUUUCCAAGUUGAAUAAACUCCAAAUUUUUUUAAUGAGCCUGA
Molecule: messenger RNA, 1306 nt
Organism: Sorex araneus (European shrew)
Lineage: Eukaryota; Metazoa; Chordata; Mammalia; Eulipotyphla; Soricidae
Gene: MOSPD3
Product: motile sperm domain containing 3
Exons: 6
Coding region: 394-1116 (240 amino acids)
Cellular component (GO): cytoplasm
Source: RefSeq, a predicted model, not a curated record